Messenger RNA from Argentina anserina (silverweed cinquefoil), 1432 nucleotides. Its product is annotated as NAC domain-containing protein 76. The transcript is spliced from 4 exons. The coding region runs from base 136 to 1230 and encodes 364 amino acids. Gene Ontology annotation, molecular function: DNA binding. Gene Ontology annotation, biological process: regulation of DNA-templated transcription. The record is from RefSeq and is a predicted model, not a curated record. NCBI's taxonomy places the organism in Eukaryota, Viridiplantae, Streptophyta, Magnoliopsida, Rosales, Rosaceae.
GCAAUCUUUCUCCGUUUGUCUCUGCGUUUUUCCUGUGCGCUGUUGUCCUUUCUUCUUUGUCUAAGAGGAAAACGGGGAACCUUUCAUAGCUACCGUGAACAGGGCACAGUCAAUCGAUCUGCACAGCUAGCUAAAAUGAUGUCUGCAGGCAAUGGACAGUUGACGGUUCCUCCUGGCUUCCGAUUCCAUCCAACAGACGAGGAGCUUCUCUACUAUUACCUCAGGAAGAAGGUAUCUUAUGAAGCCAUCGACCUUGAUGUUAUCAGGGAGGUAGAUCUCAACAAACUAGAGCCAUGGGACCUCAAAGAGAAAUGCAGAAUAGGAUCAGGACCUCAGAAUGAGUGGUACUUCUUCAGCCACAAGGAUAAGAAGUAUCCAACAGGAACUAGAACAAACCGAGCAACAACAGCUGGAUUUUGGAAGGCAACAGGGAGAGACAAAGCCAUCCAUCUCAACGAUUCCAAGAGGAUUGGAAUGAGAAAAACCCUAGUAUUCUACACCGGCCGUGCUCCUCAUGGCCAAAAGACUGACUGGAUCAUGCAUGAGUAUCGCCUUGAAGAUCAUCAUGACAAUAUGAAUGUCCAUGAAGUUCAGGAGGAUGGAUGGGUGGUCUGUAGGGUCUUCCAGAAAAAGAAUCACAUUAACAGAGGUUUUCAGCCAGAGUUUAGUCAUCAUCAAGAAGUAGAACAUGACUUGAUCACCCACAUGAAGGCAAGUGGUUCUCACAGCCAAGUAGUAUUAGACCAUCAUCAUCAUCAUCAGCCAAAACAAAACCAUCACCACCAUCUGGAAGCUUCACUGUACGACUAUCCUACCACUUUUGAUGGGUCAAUGCACUUGCCGCAGUUGUUCAGUCCAGAGUCAGCAGCUGCAGCAGCUGCAGCUAAUAAUACAUCAUCAUUUCUAUCUGCACCUAAUAACAAUUUGCCAGCUUUGAAGCCCCUGGACUUGGAGUGCUCUCAAAACCUAUUGAAGCUAACCUCCACCACUGCCGCUUCUUGUGGACUCAAUAUGCAACAGCAGCAGCUGCAGGAGAUGAGAUCGUUCAAUGGUGAUUGGUCAUUCUUGGACAAGCUCCUUCAAUCUCAUCAUCCUCAGCCUCAAGAUCAUCAUCAUGUGACGGCCUCCGCCGCCGCUACUACUUCAACAACGCAGAGACUAUUACCAUUUCAAUACCUUGCCUGUAGCGGAUCAACUGCUCAUGUCGACAUUUUAAAAUUCUCCAAGUAGCUAGGUAUGCGAGCCUGAAGGUCUUUGAUGAUCGAUCCAAUCGACAUCCACUUCGUCCCCCUAGCUAUCUAGUGCCGUUAAGUUGUUCGUACGCACGGAUAAACCUUUUCCACUUUUAUUUUGGUAGUAUUUGUUUUAGUUCAAACUCUGUGCUCUCCUUGCUCAUUAAUUUAAAGUUCGAUCUUUUGAGUAUCAAAAUGUA